Molecule: messenger RNA, 1499 nt
Organism: Scophthalmus maximus (turbot)
Lineage: Eukaryota; Metazoa; Chordata; Actinopteri; Pleuronectiformes; Scophthalmidae
Gene: neil1
Product: nei-like DNA glycosylase 1
Exons: 10
Coding region: 69-1412 (447 amino acids)
Biological process (GO): base-excision repair
Cellular component (GO): nucleus
Molecular function (GO): zinc ion binding; nucleic acid binding; DNA N-glycosylase activity
Source: RefSeq, a predicted model, not a curated record
CUCGCGACGCUGACGCGCGAAUUGUACCGCAAUGACGCUACACAUCAGUGUUUGGUAACAAGCAUGUUAUGAAAACGUGCGGUUGUGUCCCAUGCCCGCUGCUCACUUCCAGGUGUGGAGCGAAUGAACAGGAUAGUUUGUGCAGCUUCGUCUGUUCCAACAAAAUGCCUGAGGGACCGGAGCUCCACCUAGCCAGCCUAUUCGUGAACAAAAUGUGUGCUGGGGUGGUGUUUACUGGACCGGUGAGAAAAUCUGAGGUCAGCAAGAGUCCUGACGUACCCUUCACCUGCGACGCCUACUGCAUCACAGCUGCUUCCAGAGGGAAGGAAGUGAAGCUCACACUGACCCCCAUGAAGAGUGAUGGUGCUAAACGGGGAGGGAAGGCAGGACAGGCAGACCAGCCCAUGGACGUUGUCUUUCGCUUUGGGAUGUCGGGCUUUUUCCGCUUCACCACAGAGGAUGAGCUCCCCAAACAUGCCCAUUUACGUUUUUAUUCCACAGAGAAGCCCUGCAGAGUGCUGAGCUUUGUUGAUACACGCAGGUUUGGCAGCUGGCAGCCCGAUGGGACUUGGCAGGCUGGCAGAGGGCCCUGCAUCAUGUUUGAGUACAAGAGCUUUAGGGAGAACGUUGUGUCGCACCUUUCUGACCGUGCCUUUGAUAGGCCCAUCUGUGAAGUCCUCCUGAAUCAGAAGUUCUUCAAUGGCAUCGGGAAUUAUCUGAGGGCUGAAAUCCUCUUCAGGUUGAACAUUCCGCCCUUCGUGCCCGCCAGAACCGUACUGGAAGGCCUUGAGUCAGAAGAUUUAUCUGACAGACGUGUGAAGAAUGAGAUCACAGACGCAAAGACGUCAGACCAAGCUAAAAAGAAAGUAGUGAAAGAGGAGGUGGGGGACCUGCUCAGACUGUGUCAUACUGUACCUCUGGAGGUGGUUAACCUCGGUGGAAAGGGCUAUGAUCCAGAGAAGGCCGACUACUCUGACUUUGAGGCCUGGCUGCAGUGUUACUACGUGGAUGGAAUGAAAUCUAUCCGGGACCACAACGGCAGAACCAUGUGGUUCAAAGGGGAUCCAGGCCCGAUGGCACCGAAAGAUUCAAAGUCACCCAAGGCAAAAAAGAGAGCAAAGAAAAAAGAUGACCAUGAUUACACAGACAAGAAGGUGGCCAGGAGUCGCUCUGAAAGCACAGUAAAGAACAAAGUGGUGAAAAAGGAAACCGUGACCAAACCGCUAAAGAAAGAGGAGGAUGCAAAUGUGGAGGAAGCCAGAUCCAAAAGAAAGACUGAAAAAUCCUGCAAAGUAAAUACACAUCCGCAUGAAAGGGGAUCUACUGCACGUAGGGGGAAGAGCAGUAGUGCAGAGUCAACUGCAGGCUCACAGUGGCGGAGCAGCAGAGUUACCAGAGCGAACAGCAAAUAAAGAUGGAAAAGAGGGGAAGAAUAACUACAGGGGUUGGGUUUUUUAUACUAUUACAUUUUUUUAAUAAAACAUUUUUCUUCAAAAGUU